Messenger RNA from Nerophis lumbriciformis (worm pipefish), 1518 nucleotides. The record is from RefSeq and is a predicted model, not a curated record. Lineage: Eukaryota; Metazoa; Chordata; Actinopteri; Syngnathiformes; Syngnathidae.
AUGGCAAGAACUAAGCAGACAGCUCGUAAAUCCACCGGCGGGAAAGCGCCCAGGAAGCAGUUGGCCACCAAAGCCGCCCGCAAGAGUGCUCCAGCCACCGGCGGAGUCAAGAAGCCUCAUCGUUACAGGCCCGGCACAGUAGCUCUUCGUGAGAUCCGUCGCUACCAGAAAUCCACCGAGUUGCUCAUCCGCAAGUUGCCCUUCCAGCGUUUGGUGAGGGAGAUCGCUCAGGACUUCAAGACUGAUCUGCGCUUCCAAAGUUCGGCGGUCAUGGCUCUGCAGGAGGCUAGCGAGGCUUACUUGGUCGGCUUGUUCGAGGACACCAACCUGUGCGCUAUUCACGCCAAGAGGGUCACCAUCAUGCCGAAAGAUAUCCAACUGGCCAGGCGUAUUCGCGGAGAGAGGGCAGCGGCAGGCUGUCCGUCCCUGAGGCAUUCUGUUUCAGAUACAGCAAUAAGAAUAAAUAUGUCAGGCCGUGGCAAAGGUGGAAAGGGUCUUGGAAAAGGCGGCGCUAAGCGUCACCGUAAAGUUCUCCGUGAUAACAUCCAAGGUAUCACCAAGCCAGCUAUCAGGCGUUUGGCUCGCCGCGGCGGUGUCAAGCGAAUCUCCGGUCUUAUCUACGAAGAGACACGUGGUGUGCUCAAGGUCUUCCUGGAGAACGUCAUCCGCGAUGCCGUCACUUACACCGAACACGCCAAGAGGAAGACCGUUACAGCCAUGGACGUGGUGUAUGCUCUGAAGAGACAGGGACGUCCGCAUUCAUGUAAUAUGAACGAAAUGUCAGGUCGCGGCAAGGGAGGUAAAGGCCUAGGCAAAGGGGGCGCUAAACGCCAUCGCAAAGUACUCCGUGAUAACAUCCAGGGCAUUACCAAGCCGGCAAUUCGUCGUCUGGCUCGCCGUGGCGGUGUCAAGCGAAUCUCCGGCCUGAUCUACGAGGAGACACGUGGUGUGCUUAAGGUGUUCCUGGAGAACGUUAUCCGAGAUGCCGUCACCUACACCGAACACGCUAAGAGAAAGACCGUGACUGCCAUGGAUGUGGUGUAUGCUUUGAAGAGGCAAGGACGUCGGUCAAAAACGCUGCACCACAAGCGCAGCGGAACUUCAAAAAUGGCAAGAACCAAGCAGACAGCUCGUAAGUCCACCGGCGGGAAAGCGCCCAGGAAGCAAUUGGCCACCAAAGCCGCCCGCAAGAGUGCUCCGGCCACCGGCGGUGUCAAGAAACCUCACCGUUACAGGCCCGGUACUGUGGCUCUUCGUGAGAUUCGCCGUUACCAGAAGUCCACUGAGUUGCUUAUUCGCAAGCUGCCUUUCCAGCGUCUGGUGAGGGAAAUUGCCCAGGAUUUCAAGACCGACCUGCGCUUCCAGAGCUCGGCCGUUAUGGCUCUGCAGGAGGCCAGCGAGGCCUAUUUGGUCGGCUUGUUCGAAGACACCAACUUGUGCGCCAUCCACGCUAAGAGGGUCACCAUCAUGCCCAAAGACAUACAGCUGGCCAGACGCAUCCGUGGAGAGAGGGCAUAA